Molecule: messenger RNA, 306 nt
Organism: Rangifer tarandus platyrhynchus (Svalbard reindeer)
Lineage: Eukaryota; Metazoa; Chordata; Mammalia; Artiodactyla; Cervidae
Source: the annotation of a GenBank genome assembly
AUGACUUCCAAGCUGGCUGUUGCUCUCUUGGCGGCUUUCCUGCUUUCUGCAGCUCUGUGUGAAGCUGCAGUUCUGUCAAGAAUGAGUACCGAACUUAGAUGCCAAUGCAUAAAAACACAUUCCACGCCUUUCCACCCCAAAUUUAUCAAAGAAUUGAGAGUGAUUGAGAGUGGGCCACACUGUGAAAAUUCAGAAAUCAUUGUUAAGCUUACCAACGGAAAAGAGGUCUGCUUAAACCCCAAGGAAAAGUGGGUGAGGAAGGUUGUGGAGGUAUUUGUGAAGAGAGCUGAGAAGCAAGAUCCAUGA